This is a messenger RNA of Sungouiella intermedia, 1470 nucleotides long. Lineage: Eukaryota; Fungi; Ascomycota; Pichiomycetes; Serinales; Metschnikowiaceae. The record is from the annotation of a GenBank genome assembly.
AUGAUCCGUCUUCUUGAUUUGGUCAAGUUUUUCUCCGCAAUCUUGCCUGAAAUCGAGUUCCCUGAUGAAAAGAUCAGUUUGGACGAAAAGGUGAUCUUCACCAUUGGUUCCGGCUUGCUUUUCUUCUUGUCACAACUUCCAAUCUACGGUCUUGUCAAGGAUGCUACCUUGAAAAUGGCUGACCCUUACCCAGCAUUGAGACCGCUCUUUGCUUUGGAGCAGGGCUCCUUAUUAGAAUUGGGCUUGCUUCCUAUCAUCACUUCUGCUUUCGUCUGGCAAAUUGCUGCAGGCUUGAAGUUGAUUAAUGUUAACUUCAAUUAUGCCCAGGACCGUGAGUUGUUCCAAACUGCUCAGAAAUUGACUGCUUUGGUUUUGGCUUCCACCUUCGCUGUGGCUUUGAUUGCUUCCGGAUACUACAACCCAGUGUUGGCCAACUACUCCGGUGAGUCUGUUCCAUACGGCUCUUACGCUUUGAUUUUCACUCAGAUCGUUGGUUGGAACUUCAUCUUGAACUUGAUUGCUGAAGUCAUUGAUAAGGGAUACGGUUUCGGUUCGGGUCCUUUGUGUUUCAUUGCUGUCAACGCUGCUACUCAGCUUGUUAGAGACGUUGUGGGUGUUGAGGCCGUCACUGCUGUUCCAGACGGUGUGCCAGAGACUUACGGUGUAGUCACCUACUUCAUUAGAGCUUUGUUCUCCAUGGAGUUGAAGAACAUCAAGGAUGCCGCUAUUGGUAUCUUUGCCAGAGCUAACUUCCCUAACCUUCCUCUGGUGCUUAUCCUUAUCGCCACUGGCCUUGCUACUAUUGCGUUGCAGAACGUCAGAGUUGAAUUGCCUAUCAGAUCCAACAAGGCCAGAGGUACAGCUAAUGUUUACCCAAUCAGAUUGUUGUAUACUGGUGCAUUGCCAGUUUUGUUCGCCUUCACUGUGUUGGCCAACAUUCAGCUUUCCUUGCACUUUGCUUCUAUUGCUUUGCAACCAUUCUACCCUGUGAUUUCCAAGAUCCUUGAGUCCCGUUCCGAUGCUGGCUCAGUGGUUUCCGGUCUUUCUUUCUACGUGAGUGCUCCAGCUUCAUUGAGCGAGUCCGUGUUGUCUCCAAUCAGAGCUGUGGUGUUCUCGUCCUCUGUCUUGGUUUUGGCUACUACAUUUGCCCACUUCUGGGCCAAUAUCUCUGGUUCUGCGCCAAAGGACAUUGCAAGACAGUUCAAGGACCAGAGCAUCAUUAUUGCUGGUAAGAGAGAUGUCUCCAUUACCAAAGAAUUGUCUAAGAUUGUCCCAGUGGCUGCAGUCACUGGUGCUUUCUCUUUGGCUGUUGUUGCCUUGGCUGGUGAGUUGUUGGGCUCCUCAGGUAACGCAGCUGCCGUGACCGUGGGUAUCUGCGCCGCCUUCGCUAUUUUGGAGGACUUCAUGAUGGACUUCCAACAGUCUGGCGGAAACUCCCAACUCAUGAACUCUCUUGGCGGCUUCCAGUAG